Diabrotica virgifera virgifera (western corn rootworm) is the source of this 438-nucleotide messenger RNA. Its product is annotated as chymotrypsin inhibitor-like. Bases 78 to 350 code for a protein of 90 amino acids. The transcript has 2 exons. NCBI's taxonomy places the organism in Eukaryota, Metazoa, Arthropoda, Insecta, Coleoptera, Chrysomelidae. The record is from RefSeq and is a predicted model, not a curated record.
AAAUAAAUAAAAUUUGUUAUUAAUUCUUGUGUGAAUUAUAUUGUUUUCAAGACACAGGUAUAUAUUUUACUGAGAUCAUGAAUAAAGUACUUUUGGUAUUUGUUUUGACGAUUGUCCUAAGUCAAGUACUUGCUCAAAGUUCUGAUCGCGUUGGAUUUGGAUUCAUUAAAUGCGGAGAACAUUCUGUAGAAAGUUGUGCUCCCUGUUGUCCAGAAGCAGAAGCAACUUGCUCCAACAAAGUUCCUCAACCAUGUACUGGUAUUUGUACUCGUAAUUGUUUAAUCCAGUGUCGUUGUGUUGAAGGAUAUUUGAAAGACAUAGCAACCGGAAAGUGCGUAAAAGAAUGUUAAUUUUUUAGUCCUAAAUAUCGUAAUAAAACCUAUCAAAUAAGUAUGCAAUGUAAAACAAAAAUGUAGCAAAUAAAUGUUUGUUUAAAAA